Contarinia nasturtii (swede midge) is the source of this 2687-nucleotide messenger RNA. RefSeq lists its product as uncharacterized. Lineage: Eukaryota; Metazoa; Arthropoda; Insecta; Diptera; Cecidomyiidae. The coding region runs from base 215 to 2479 and encodes 754 amino acids. The transcript has 13 exons. The record is from RefSeq and is a predicted model, not a curated record.
UUGUGUGCGAUAAACAAAUACAUAAUUUGUUUGGAGAAUAGAGUGUGUACACUGCAAAGUAUUCAAAGCCUUGAAAAAUAUCGCUAACGAUUUAUUAUAGUUCCUGUUUUCUUCUUGUGAACACAGCACGUGUUUAUUUGGAGCACACCAAACGAUUGAUUUGUACAUUUGACAUUUUAUAAAGCGCGGACGAACAGUACAUUUGUGCACCAAAAUGAGCAGCGAUGUCGAAAUACCUUUAAGUUUGGCGAACGGUGAAUCGGAAAAUGAGUUGAUAACUUUGGGCGAGCUCACUGACUAUGAAAGCACCAAAUGGCGAUUCCCAGAGACAUUGCAUUGUCCGGUUCGGUCUUGCUCUAUGUGGUUUGACACAAGAGCAGCGGCCAUCAAACAUUAUAGAGAAUCACAUGCAAAACACAGUGUUUUGUGUAAAAUAUGCAAUUAUCCAUUGUACCUAUUAACAGCUCCACAUCAUUUACAAGGACAUUAUGUUCGAAAACAUCCAACAGUGGAGCCACCGGCAAAAGUGAAAACACUACGGCAUGAAUGUUCGGUGUGUCAUCUCAGCUACAAGACCUACGCCUACUUGAGCACGCACAUGGAUAAAGUUCACAAAAAUCGAACAAAGAAGAAAAAUACAUUCAAAGGAUUCGAAGAUUUACCAAAAGCAUCCACAAUACAGGAUAUAUUAUCGGAACGAUCGGAAUCAGGGUCUGAAUGGGAAGACAUUGAAUCGGAAAAAACAUCAUCUUCCCUUGAUGAAAGUAAGGCGAUUGAUAAUGACAUUUCCGACCAAGAUAUAACGGUGAAUUCAUCGGACCAAAAGGUUGCAUCAAAAAAAUCGGACAAAUUGAGUUCGUUGAGAAAGUUGAUGGCGCGAAAGGACCGUUCAUUCAAUCAUCGGCACAGAGCACGAUCGUGUACGAUUUGCGGCAGAAGCCUGAAAAACUACGUGCUUGCUUGCAAUCAUUAUCGAUUGAUGCACGGAAGAACGUGUUCGAUGUGUCCAUUUUGCAAGAACUAUUACCUCAAUUCGUCAGCGUUGAUUCAACACAUGAUCAAAUAUCAUCCAUUUGAAAGUGAUAGCACCCAAAAAACUGGAAAGUUAUCGAAGCGAACACGGACGAAAAAAGCCAGUGUCCAGAAAGAAAACCAACAAGUUUGGCAGGAAACCGGUGACACAACGCAGACGGUACCUGAUAAUGCGGGUUUAGAUCACGAUGAAUUGACUACAGCCACUAUGCCAAAUGAGCAGACUGAUGAGGAGUCACCUGAAAAUGACGAUGUUGUUGUAAAUGAUAUAAUAACAUUGGGUGAAUUGACAGAGUAUCCAAAAAUGUCAUGGAAAUUCCCCGAAAUUAAAUCGUGUCCGAGAACAAAUUGUAAGCAAAAAUUUGAAACUCGCGGCGAAGCAAUAAAUCAUUAUCGUGAAAAUCACUCGCAAUACGACGUAUUAUGCCAAGUGUGCAACAUAUUAGUAUCGUUAUCUGGCAGUCAUAAUCUGAUGAAUCAUUAUAAACGUAAGCAUCCAGAUGCUGAAAUGCCAGCGAAGUCGAAUGAGAAAAAAAUUACUUGUCAAAUGUGCCAAAAAGUAUUGUCAUUCCCCCAGUAUCGAAUUCACAUGAACACAAAACACCGGAACGAAAAUGCCUUGCCAAAUCAAACAAAAAAGAGCGAUCGCCUUUCAAAGCGCAAAGCUUCUCUCAAUUUGCAAGAGCUAAACAAAGAUGAAUCAAAGGAGCCAAAGUCUGUAAGAACCUCAAUUAGAAGUAAAUCAAUAUCCCACUUGGCAUAUCAUCGAGCAUUGGCGCCGACUGAAUCAGUUGCCGAAGAUAAUCAGCACCAGGAACAACCUGAAAAUGAUCAAAAUGAUACAUUGACGGUGGAACCACAAAACUCACCAAAUGAUCGAUCAAAAAAUGAUAAACCACAAGAUGAACAAAACAAUGACGAAAUACCGACGAAGACAAUGUCACCGAUUCCCGAAUCGAAUGGUGAACAACCAGCAAAACAAAAUACUCGAUCAACUGGCGUUCGGAAUAAAGCUUGCACCAUUUGCGGAAUCGUGCUUCAGAGCUACGUUGUUGCGUGUGAUCAUUAUCGGAGAAUACAUGGCCGAAAUGUCCUAAUGUGUCCUUACUGUGAGAGUUUCUUCUUGCAGUCAAAUGUGUUGACCAAACAUGUUUUGGCAGUACACUCCAGCAAUAAUGGCCUAGCAGAAGUGGUAAAAAGGGAAAAUCGAGACGAUAGCCAGACGACAAACAUUGAAUACAACACCAUAACAGAAUCAUGCGAAUCGGAAACAGUCAACACGACUUCUAUGCCACCGAAAUAUCCAAUCGAAUUCAAACAAACAAUUCAAACAUACGAUGAACCACUUAACUUGAUCAUUCCGAAAAUUCAGAGACAGACCUUCUAUUCGGAAGACAUUGUAAUCGAUCUAUCGACUGGUGCUUUAGAUUUGAGCAUAAAGAAAUAAAAAUAGUUUAAGUGGACUCUGGAAAUAGUAAUAAGAAAAUGACACAAUAAUAAUUUUUUUUAUUUUGGAGCGCCAAGUGCAACAAAUGCACUUACACAUUGAAUUCUCGCUUCCAAAAUUAAUUUUUAUUCAUGAAUUUGAAUAUGGAUAAUUUAUACGAAAAUGAACUAAAUUUUGAAUGUAAAAUAGAUCAAUCUGCAUAACCUAA